Messenger RNA from Caenorhabditis sp. 36 PRJEB53466, 254 nucleotides. NCBI's taxonomy places the organism in Eukaryota, Metazoa, Nematoda, Chromadorea, Rhabditida, Rhabditidae. The record is from the annotation of a GenBank genome assembly.
AUGGCGACGAAAGAUUUGACGACGAUUCAGACGGAGGAGCUGCGAGAGCGCAGAGACAGUGAUGGUGAGUGGCGGGGGUUACUGGACGUCAGGUGGUUAUUUCCAUUUCAGCCUCCGACAUUUCCCUCGAAUAUCAACUGGAACCACUCGGACGUCGUCGAAACAGUCUUAUCGAGCAAAUCCGCGAAUUCCUCAGCCGAUCCGUUGAUUUCACCUUGAAAAUCGAUGAUCCAUUCGAAAAAGAGAUGUACUGA